Molecule: messenger RNA, 1531 nt
Organism: Vidua chalybeata
Lineage: Eukaryota; Metazoa; Chordata; Aves; Passeriformes; Viduidae
Gene: NOB1
Product: NIN1 (RPN12) binding protein 1 homolog
Exons: 9
Coding region: 33-1322 (429 amino acids)
Biological process (GO): ribosomal small subunit biogenesis; maturation of SSU-rRNA
Cellular component (GO): preribosome, small subunit precursor
Molecular function (GO): RNA endonuclease activity
Source: RefSeq, a predicted model, not a curated record
CCGCGGCGCUUCGACGGCGGCCGGGGCGGGCCAUGGGGCACGCGGACAUGGCGCGCGUUCCGCACGUCGUGGCCGACACGGGCGCGUUCCUGAGCGCGGCCCCGCUGCAGGACAUCGCAGAGGCGCUGUACACCGUGCCCGAGGUGCUGGCCGAGAUCCGCGACCGGCCCGCGCGCCGCCGCCUCGCCGCGCUGCCCUGCGAGCUGCGGGUCCGCCGCCCGCGCCCCGAGCUGCUGCGCCUCGUGACCGAGUUCUCCAAGAAGACCGGGGACUACCCGAGCCUCUCGGCCGCCGACCUGCAGGUGCUCGCCCUCACGUGCCAGCUCCAGGCCGAGAUCGACGGCCCCGGCUGCGUCCGCUGGGAGCCGCAGGACAAGGUGCGGCUCAGCUCCACCCCGCGGCACCCCGAGGCCCCCCUGCACCUCGCCGGCUUCCACCUGCCCGCCAAGCACAGGCCCGCGGGGAAGGGCCCGCGCCCGCCCGGCCCCGGCAGCGGCCCGGCCCCGGCGGAGAGCGACCAGUUCGGAUCCUUCCUGUACUGGCGGCCGCCCCUGCCCAGCAUCGAGGAGGAGCUGCGGGAGCUGCUGGCCAUCGCCGGCAGCCCCGAGCCCCCCGAGGAGCACCGGAGCUCUGCAGGUGGCGCCAGCGCCGGCGAGGAGGAGGAGGAGGAGGAGGAGGAUGAGGAGAGCGAUGACGAAGGCUGGAUAACUCCCAGCAACCUGAAGCAGGCCCAGCAGGACACGGGGCACUGUGACACUGCUCCCGUCGGCGUCCAGGUCGGCUGUGUCACCACGGACUUUGCCAUGCAGAACGUGCUGCUGCAGAUGGGUCUCCACGUGCUGGCUGUGAACGGGAUGCUGAUCCGCCGGGCCCGCAGCUACAUCCUGCGCUGCCACGGCUGCUUCAGGACCACCUCGGACAUGACCAAGGUGUUCUGCCCCCACUGCGGUAACAAGACGCUCAAGAAGGUGGCAGUGAGCGUCAGCGACGACGGGAGUCUCCACAUGCAUUUCUCCCGCAACCCCAAGGUGCUGAACCCCCGGGGGCUCAGGUACCCGCUGCCGGCGCCGCAGGGCGGGAAGCACGCCAACAACCCCCACCUGGUGGAGGACCAGCGCUUCCCGCAGCAGCGCCUGUCCCGCAAGGCCCGGCAGAAAACCAACGUGUUCGACCCCGACUACCUGGCCGGGGCCUCUCCCUUCGCCGAGAACGACGUGCACAGCCGGGCCGCGCACCUGCACCUGCGCGACGCCGCCCUGGGCGCCGGCCGCCGCCGCCUCAACCCCAACGCCGUCACCAAGAAGUUCGUGAAGAGGAGGUGAGGGCGUGGCCUGCCCUGCCUGCAGGACACACCUGCCCAGGUGUGGUGGUGGCUGUGCCAGGGCGAGGCCGCUCCCAGCACCUGGGCGUGGCUCAGGCCAUCCUGUCCCCGCUGCGCUGGUGCCCAGAGCCAGCGGGCAGUGACUGGGGUGGUGGUGACGGGGUUUGGGAGGGCGGGGUGGCUUCCCUGGGCAGGGGCUGUGUCACCAAU